Messenger RNA from Oikopleura dioica, 1236 nucleotides. NCBI's taxonomy places the organism in Eukaryota, Metazoa, Chordata, Appendicularia, Copelata, Oikopleuridae. The record is from the annotation of a GenBank genome assembly.
AUGGGGCUUUUAGAUUAUUUUUCGGUUUUCGAUCUCUGGCAACUCGAUAAAACUAAAGAAAUGAAGAAGCAACAAUCGAGAAUGGAGAAGGUGGAAAGCUACAUCAAAGGACUUGAACCUUCGCAGUUUGAAGCGGAAUUCGAGAAACUGAAAAUCGCAGAAGGAUACGCGGAAAAAGAAAAUCAAUCUAUCCCGUCGCUGAAAAGCUCAUCCAGUGGACCGACGACGAGAUCUCAAUCAGCCAAGGGCACUUUGAAAAUGAAUCGAUCCGCAAUGCUGCGCAUGGAGAAGAGAAAGUCGAUGAUCCCGCAAUCUUCCAUCUCCACAAACGAUCCGUCCAACGAUUCCAUGUCCGUCCGAUCGGGCUCGACGACGUCUAGAUCUGGACCGAUCAGAUCCAAAAUUGGCUCGCUCAACAACAUUUCCCACAAACCAGGAGGAGGAAAUGUCAAAAUUGAAUCGAGAAGAAAAAGCUUCGCAAAUGUCCAGUCUCGCUGUGGUAGUCUGGCAAACGCAGCACACACACCUGGCGGCGGAAAAGUCAAGAUCGAGUCCAAAAGAUUGAGCGUGGCUGGUGUCCAGUCAAAAGUCGGCAGCAUGAACAAUGUCACUCACACUCCUGGCGGCGGCAAGGUCAAGAUUCAGUCGCAGAAGAUCAAGAUUGAAGCGAAAUCGAAAAUUGGAAGCUUGGACAACAAAAAUCACACUCCAGCCGGCGGUACUAAGAAAAUUCUCCAUGAGCCGUUAAAAAUCGUUGCUUCUUCCAGAAUAGGCAGCUUGCAAAACGCCUCUCACCAGCCUCGAGGCGGAAAGGUAAAAAUCGCGACUCAGAAGCUCGAUCUCACCAAUGUCAAAUCAAAAUGCGGGAGCAUGGAUAACGCGAAGCACACGCCAAAAGGAGGCAAUGUCAAAAUCAAGUCUCGGCGAUCGGACUGGAGCGGAGUCAAAUCAAGAUGCGGGACAUUCGAUAAUGUCGGCCAUGUCGCUGGAGGUGGCGAUGUCAAGAUUUACGAUGAAAAGCUGACCGUAGUGGCAAAGUCCAAAUGCGGCACUUUUGACAACAUCAAUCACAUUGCCGGCGGUGGCGACGUGCAGAUUUACGACGAGAAAGCGCUGCCCUGGAAGGAGGAAUCGUCGAGAAAGGGCUCGAACUCGAUGGGUUCGAUCACUCUUGAGACGCUUUCCUCUGUUUCCGGCUCUGAAGGUCUUCCUCAAUCCGAGCAAAUCUCCCUGUAA